AAGGGAGCUGUCCAAGUGCUGAAAACAGAAGAGAAUCAGCACCGCUCCUGAAGAGAUGCCAUACACCCUUACUGCUGUCUGAGCUUUAUUACCAAAGGUAAUAAAUUGCCUACAAUGCUGCAUUUCCACCACAAGUUGCCCGCGGGGGGAGCCGUGGUCCUGCUCGCCGUCCUCCUUCAUGGAUACGCCGUGCAGGCUGCAUCUCUCCCCCGUCAUUAUAGGCUCCGAGGCGGGGAAAGUGAGGGGCAGCCGGCUGCCUACCCACCCAGCUCUGACAUGAUCAAAGCCCUGGAGUACAUUGAGAACCUGAAGCAACGAAAUGGGGAUCGAUCCGAACCUGUGGAUUAUGACGAAGUGGACAAAUUCAGGGUUCUGCUUCAGCUUGCUUCGCAACAGGACGAGGGUCCUGAACGUCGGCCCACCCCCGGCAUGAGGCAGGACAUUACAGCUGAGCAGCUGAUGAAAGCCAUGCUCAAGUCUCUUCAGGAUCAAGUCGGAAAAGACGCAGGGUUCAGUCCCGCAUCAGAACCCAGGAACGAUCGCCGAACACACAGGCACCGCACCAAAGAUACCGAAUUACCCGAAAGCGCACCGGCAGACUACGGCAAUUUCCCUAGACCCCACAAGAAAUAUCCGCUGAUGUUUGAAGAUGAAGAGAAUACAGACGCUUCCAAGCGCGCAACAGAGGACCUGGAUGAGCAGUACACACCUCAGAGCCUCGCCAACUUAAGAUCUAUCUUUGAAGAGCUCGGGAGGAUGCCCGCUAUCGCUGGCCAGAAAAGAGAUGUGUUCGGGGAGGAUGACGAUGAAGGAGAAGAAGAGCUCAGCCCGAGAAAUCGGGCUUACGAGGAUGUGACCGGUGGAGAGGAGUGGGUUCCUGUGGAAGAGAGGGAAGAAACAGAAGAGAUGGUAAACCGGAGUCACGAAGAAAUGGACAGGGCGAUCAAUGACCAGGAGGAAUCGGAACGGGAGGAGAUGCAGCGCCGCGCCAGCCAGAACCAAGAGGAAGCUGAUGAUGACACUAAGCUCGUAGAUUACUACCUGUUGAAGGUCCUGGAGAUGAGCGAUCAGACACAGAAGAGGGAUCAGACUGGUGAGCAAAGGAAGAGACUGAUCCGCCCCUCUAUCGUAGAUCCUCGGACCGUGAAGGAAUUGUUGGAGCUCUCCCUCAAGCUCCACGUGCCCCCUCAGGACCUUAUUGAUAUGCUGCUCACAGAGGAGCUCAGAAAGCUCCAUCGCAAUCCCCAAGCCUCAACCCGCUACACGGCCGGCCAAACACCCAAGAUCAGGUACUUCAGCCGUAGACUGCCACUGAAGAACAAGCCUGUGCCUGAUGACAUGGACAGAGAGGACUUUUUAGACAUAAUUGGGGUGGAAACUAUCAGUAACGAGUAUCCAGUGGUGCAGAAUCCCAUGAAGACUGCUUCAUCCACAAGCAGAAUUCAGGCGGCGUCCAAUCCUGCCACAAACACAGGUCCAGUUAAAAUCCCCCCUCCCUCCGGCCGUAGGGAGAACCUAUUUUUAUCGGAGCUCAACAAAAUGCCCCUGAAACGUCAGGCUGACGGCGCUGACGACGACGGCGACGACGAUGGUGACGUGGAAGAUGAGGUGACGACUUACCUUGCUGCGAAAAUCCUCACAGAGUACCCCAACACCAUCUCUAAGCGGGACACCCAGGCGCAGCUGAAGGGGCAGUUCCCCUAUGAGCUGUACGAGCGCGCCAUGAAGGACUACAUGGAGCAAGCAGACAACGAGAAAAGGCCAGUGGCCAAGAGGGAAACCGAGUUGGCCAUGGAGGAGAAGGUGAAGCCCACAGAGAUGCAGGGGAAAGAAGAGAUGACGGUCAAGACAUCGGCUCCACAAACCGUGAAUGAAGAAGAGGAGAAGGAGCACCGUGAAACAUCCGUCGCCGGGAUGUAGCCCAAUCCCCUGCAAUACGCAUUAUUAUGAAUAUAGUAUUUAUACAGUCUAAAAACAUUAAGUUUGGUGGACGUGAUCUAGUUUACAAAUUUCUAUUAUUUGAAAUAUAGCUGGUAUUAAUAUCACCCUAACGAAAAUUAACUAUAGCAAAUUAUUUUAACAAUGAAGUCCCUACUUGCUGCAAGAAUCUUCUAGAAAUAUUUUAAUGAUACUGCAAGAGAGUAAAGGUGCUACCAGUGAGGCAAAAGGUGAUCUUAUAACACAGUGGAUGGAAGCUCUGAGUUAGCUUGAUAAAUUACAUUUAAAAUCAAACCUGACAAACUGAAGUUGUGAUGUUGUUUAAAGAUUGUUUACAUGAAAUGGUGUUUGUAAACAACCCUAUAUUUUAAUCUAUAUGCUAAUCAGCUGAGAAAUGCUCAAAUAAAAAGCUAAUUUUUCAUCUGUGUCAAAGUAUUCAAUUACAUAUGUGAAUAUAACAUGUAAAUUAUUAGAGUAUAAUUAUGACCGGGCCUACAGUAGAUCAAACAGAAGCACUAUAAGGAAUAUUAUAGGGAUUUUUCGUUAGGGCCAUGUGCUGGGCUGAGAACGAGUGUUGUUGUGACUCGUGACAUAUUCAGGGUUAGUGAUUUAAAUGUUAAAAUAUAAGUAAUUAUUUAAAGUCUAAAUAUCAGACCGUCGCCUGCCUUCUAACCCUUUCAUACUGCAAAGCUCUGUAUUGUCGGCCUAACAGUGGUUGUGCUGUGUAUGCUCAUUUUUAAACCAUUUUGUACAUGUUCAACAAUGUGUGAUCGAUCACAGAUCAAUAAAGCAUCAGCGGUAUUAUUUUU
Molecule: messenger RNA, 2747 nt
Organism: Melanotaenia boesemani (Boeseman's rainbowfish)
Lineage: Eukaryota; Metazoa; Chordata; Actinopteri; Atheriniformes; Melanotaeniidae
Gene: scg2b
Product: secretogranin II b
Exons: 2
Coding region: 115-1920 (601 amino acids)
Cellular component (GO): secretory granule
Source: RefSeq, a predicted model, not a curated record